UGAGCGAGAUGUGUAUUUGCUGGUGAUUGGCUCCUAAGAUCAUUUUAUGUUUCUCCCUCUCGCGCGACCUGUAGCGCGUCCGCUCGCCUUCCUCCGACUUUCCACGCGAGCGCCCAACGCAGUGCGUGGAUAUGCAUCUACGCCUACCAUAGACAAGGACAUUCGGAACUUGCUGGAGGCGGAGAAACUGAGUCGCAAUGACCCAGAUUUCAAUAGAACAGCACAUAGUGAAGCGGAUAGCUUUCUGAACUCCCCACCUCCGCCCAUUCCGGGAGAGUCCAAUCUCGAUAGAGACGGCAACCGAAUUCAUCGAGCAUCCGUGCUAGAUCCACCAAAGUGCGGGACAGUCUGCGACCCAAUUUGUGCCGUCUUCUCAACUUUUUGUAGGGUUGCCAGGUCUUCGAAAGAGCUCUUUGGUACCCAACAACGCGCAACGCUACAGACUCUGCCCAAUGGCUUCAACACCAGGUCAUUGCCUCUUCGAGGACCGUUACCUGAAGAUUGUUCAGAAAUUCAAUUCGCCUCGACUGUCGUACACGGACGCUCCAUCCAUAGACCCUUCCGUCACCCUCGUACUCACGGCCUUCCUGCUGCACAAAUUCAAUUCCGGUCGCACGACCCGUUGAUGAUGUCGCUCUUUGUCCACUUUGCAACGCAUGCGGCCUACUCUCUUGGCAUUCCUUGUUCGCGGAUGUACUCCCUUCCGACGCAACGCACGCUCUGGACUGUGCCCCGUGGUCCUUUCGUGCACAAGAAGUCGCAGGAGAAUUUUGAGCGUAAAGUUCAUCGGCGCGGAAUCUCAGCUUGGGACGCAGAUCCUCAUGUUGUCGACCUGUGGUUCAAAUACCUUCGAAGGCAUGCAAUGGGUGGUGUUGGCAUGCGAUGUGUCAAGUGGGAACGGUUACCGAUGGGUGUGGGCAAGAAAAUGCUGGCCCAGGUCGAGCAUGGUUUGAACAAGUCCGACGCUAAAACAUCCAAGAGCCGCAUACAGAGCAUGGGUGACAAGAUUGUGGCUCGGGAGAUGGGUGUCGCACGCAAAUCCUCAGACAACGUGAAGACGGUAGAGCACAAUUGA
This is a messenger RNA of Mycena citricolor, 1075 nucleotides long. The record is from the annotation of a GenBank genome assembly. NCBI's taxonomy places the organism in Eukaryota, Fungi, Basidiomycota, Agaricomycetes, Agaricales, Mycenaceae.